Macrosteles quadrilineatus (aster leafhopper) is the source of this 723-nucleotide messenger RNA. RefSeq names its product liver carboxylesterase-like. The transcript is spliced from 4 exons. The record is from RefSeq and is a predicted model, not a curated record. Bases 202 to 723 code for a protein of 173 amino acids. Gene Ontology annotation, biological process: synaptic vesicle endocytosis; chemical synaptic transmission; postsynaptic membrane assembly. Gene Ontology annotation, molecular function: neurexin family protein binding; signaling receptor activity. NCBI's taxonomy places the organism in Eukaryota, Metazoa, Arthropoda, Insecta, Hemiptera, Cicadellidae. Gene Ontology annotation, cellular component: synapse; postsynaptic membrane; cell surface.
GUAGUUACGACGUUCUAGGAUUUAUUUUAGUUCAUGGAACGUUUAUAGGAGGACUUGAAGUGCAGAUAUUUAUCGAUUUAGUUAUGCUUCCACCAAAGCUUUCAGGAAAAUACUCAAGGUGGUCCAGCCUGAAAAAUCUUUGCCAUUUAAAUACGUCAGCUGUGUACCGUAAGAAUUGACCACAGAAACAUGUGACUCACGAUGACUAGUACGGCACAAGGCUAUUGGACCCUCGUCUUCUAUACUCUGUUGGGACUGAUGCCCAGGGGACUAGGGAGGGUCGUGAUGACGUCACAAGGUCCAGUGUCCGGACUUGUUGUCACUGGAGCAGACGUCGAGAUGUUUCGAGGGUUGCCGUACGCCAAGGUCGUGAGGUUCUCCCCUCCAGAAGCUCUCCAUCCGAGGUCGCGAGUGAGGCCGGCGACUGCCUUCAGUCCAGCGUGUCCUCAGACGUUGGCCUCGGAGACCAACAGAGGUAUGCAGCAUCUACAGGCAGCUUCAGCCUCCUUGCGAGCUCAGAGCGAAGACUGCCUGACUCUCAACAUCUACGCACCAUUGCAAGCUUCAACAAAAUCCAGACACCCUGUGAUGGUGUUUGUGGACGGUGAAGGAUUUCAAUGGGGAGGAGGACACUUGUACGACGGUACGAUGCUCGCUAGUAGAGGGAGAAUAGUCGUGGUGACAGUCAACUACAGAUUGGGAGUACUAGGUAAGUUGCAUUAG